AUGGGGCAUGUCGGUGUCAGCGGGAAGGCAGUGGGGGGCUGGGCUGGGCGCUGGAUAGGGUGGGGGCUUUGGGGGAGAGGCGGGGUGGCGCCGUGGGGAGGAGGGGCGGGUGGAGAAUCGGAGAGGCACGCUGAAGUCGGACAGGCAUCAGGCUGUUGGAAUAUGGACCAACAAGGCAUGGAUGACCAUGAAGGGGUCCACGUUGUUGGAUUUGAAGUCCCACCUUCACCUGACUCUAGCUACAACAACCCUAUUCCUGGAAAUGAAGAUGAAGGCCGGGAGCCCCCACUGGUGCCACCUCAUCUCCAGCAUACGCUGCUGAGCUUCCCACCAAGCCAAGACGAAUCGAGCCCGCUGCCUCAACCUCAGACCGUGGUUCUGAACCACCUUUACAUCGAGAAGGAGAACACAAGAUCCGUGGUUGCUCUGGGGAUCACGCACCGGUACAAGGCCAAGUUUGUGACAGUCGUGCUUUACAAGCCAGUGCUGAGGCGGUAG
Messenger RNA from Miscanthus lutarioriparius, 498 nucleotides. Lineage: Eukaryota; Viridiplantae; Streptophyta; Magnoliopsida; Poales; Poaceae. The record is from the annotation of a GenBank genome assembly.